AUGGCUACCUCCAGCGAUGAGCUAGCUGGAAAACUCGGCGCUAUGAGUAUAGCGGGAGAUGAAGAUCGGAAGCAUGUUGAUGGAAAUGUCCCCUUGGUAGAUAGCUACAUCGAUGUACCAGAGGGAGAUUCCUGGGACUCUGUUCAACAUGCCACUGAAGGUGUAUAUGAACGUAUACAGAACGCCAGCGUGGAGUGUUCCAAAAUGAUCGCAUUUUCCGACGAGCAAUCCUUCAUCCAGCUUUUUCUCCGAUUCUUCAAGGGAGAUAUCGAAAAAAUCAUCCAGAAGAGUUUUCACGACGCUAGAGCCAGGGCAUUAUCAUGGAAGGUUGCAGAGAAAUGCUACAAAGAAGCUAUGAGCCCUUCGGGUAUUCUCAACGUUGGUCGCUACUUCAACGAUUCCAAGAACUCCCAAUCAAGACGGCGGGUUGACUCCAUUUCUGGGAACCAACAUCAUGUUUUUGAUAACGAAGGAGAACGACAAUGGAUAGAAUUUUGGGUCACAGUUCUGAACCUCUCAACUGGAGGACCUACACUGUUUUAUCCCCGAACGAGUGAAGAUAUCGAUCUCAGCAACCCAGACACCAUUCCGCCGUACCUGUUUCGAGUUUUUGACAAGAAAAGCUCCGGAAAGAACAACAAAAAAGUUAUGGCAUCUUCGGGAUAUACUUCUCAAGUGCAAUCAAGUGGUGUCAAUGACUUGCUGAGCAUGGAGGACUCGGAAGCAACAAAGUUACUUUAUUACCAUAUUGGUAAAAAGAGAACUCGCACAAAUGAUCACCAAGACUGCUUGCUGUCUUGGACUAGCUCACUGCUUUAUGCUGUCCAAUAUGCAACAUAUAGACAGCAUCGCCUGGACCUCUCUUAUACUGACAUCGAGAUAUGUAUGGUAAAAACUAGUCAGUUUCUGCAAGGACAAUUUGUCCGGGACAUUGAGCUGCUCAAUAAAUACUACCCUAAUGCAGAGUAUUUAGGCGGAAAAAUACGAGGACUCUUCGACCUCCGUCUGAAUCGGCAAGAAUACUACAAUGGCGAGUACUUCUCACAGGGAGUAGUGAACCAUUCAGGUCGAUCCUGCGUGGUUUCUCUGGAGCAACUGGAAGUUGCCGGGAUCUUCAAAUUGUAUCCAGAACUGAAGGACCCUAGAGACUCUGGUGGUCGUAUUCUAAAUGCAAACCGAGUUUGCGAUCUACGGGAAAAAUGGUCCUUGCAGCGAACAACAACCAACGAGGAAAUCUCAUGUGCGUUUCGAAUCGCACAGUGCUUCGAUGGCUUUGACAAAAGGAAAAUAGCUUGCAUUCUGUUAGCUUUCAAGUGCCGCGGACUGUCAGACAAAAUCAAGCUUGACACCAAUCGUGCUCCAUCGUGGGCCGAAAAGCCAGUUGAAGUCAGUCGGUAUUGGCAGGCAUUGGAGAUACUGAGUCAUUUGGAAGAAGAUCCAGGGCGUAUGACGUAUCUGCCAAGAGAUAUCUACAAGGUUACAAGGCUUAUUUGA
Messenger RNA from Bipolaris oryzae ATCC 44560, 1494 nucleotides. RefSeq lists its product as uncharacterized. NCBI's taxonomy places the organism in Eukaryota, Fungi, Ascomycota, Dothideomycetes, Pleosporales, Pleosporaceae. Bases 1 to 1494 code for a protein of 497 amino acids. The transcript has 3 exons. The record is from RefSeq and is a predicted model, not a curated record.